Cyclopterus lumpus (lumpfish) is the source of this 3523-nucleotide messenger RNA. It is a transcript of the gene pop1, whose product is annotated as POP1 homolog, ribonuclease P/MRP subunit. Gene Ontology annotation, cellular component: ribonuclease MRP complex; nucleolar ribonuclease P complex. The transcript has 16 exons. The coding region runs from base 133 to 3078 and encodes 981 amino acids. Gene Ontology annotation, biological process: tRNA 5'-leader removal. Lineage: Eukaryota; Metazoa; Chordata; Actinopteri; Perciformes; Cyclopteridae. The record is from RefSeq and is a predicted model, not a curated record.
GCCCGUACACUACAUAUCCCAUGAACACCACGUUUCAGGAAGCAGACAUUACGUCAUCCAGCGUGAGGAAAACUCACAUGGUAGCUGACUGGAAGUAGAGAGGACGUCUAAUACUGGGGAGUCCAGAGAAACAUGUCUGCAGCUAAAGUGAAGAUGCGCGAGAAGAAGAUGAGGAACCAGCCCUCCAGCGUCCAGUACUCCGCUUCUCCCCGUCACGUGGAGAGCAGCGCGCAGAAGAACGGGGGGGCCGCUCCGGUAACCGGUGGAGGUGAUGGUGGUCCAUCUGGCGUCCAUCUUAAUACAGAAAGGUCAAAGAGCCCUCACCCAAAGGGCGGAUGGGUCCGAGGACACCAGAGAGAUGGUGGAGACUACGCCAAGGAGAUGCCCAAGCACAUCACUGCUGGAGCUUUUGCCACGGCCAGGGCGUCAGAGGUGAGGACGAUGCUGAAAGCCACCACCAAGACAACGGGCAGCUGCCAUGUCUUUGGAGCCCUGCCCAAACACAUGAGGAGACGGGCCAUGAGCCACAACACCAAGCGGCUCCCUUGCAGGCUGAGAGAUGUGGCCAACAGAAUGCGAGAGAAGAGCCUCCAGGCCAGCUCAAAGAAGAAGAAGGAAGAGUCAAAGGGCAAGAGCCGCAAGGCCCGCCGCCAGCACGGCAAUCUGCUGCUGGAGUUCAACCGCCGCCAGAGGAAGAACAAGUGGCUGGAGACGCACAUUUGGCACGCCAAGCGCUUCCACAUGGUGAAGAAGUGGGGCUACUGCCUCGGGGACAGACCUACGUACAAGUGCUACCGGUCUAGCUACAGGGCCAUGAGCAGCCACUGCCUGCUGCAGGACCUGUCUUACUACUGCUGCAUAGAGCUACAAGGAGAGGAAGAGAAGCUGCUGGCUUCUCUGUCCCAGCUGACCAGCAAGGAGGCUGGUCCCACAUUUGCUGCAGCACUGAGUCUAUCAGGGCAAAGACAGGGCAGUGUGGACGUGUACAGAGCGGGACAGUACCCGAUGCAGCCCCUGGGCCCUGUCACCUUCCUCUGGAGACCCCGUGCACAGGGCUCAACCCACAGGCAGCUGUGGAUUUGGGCUCAUCCUACUAUCAAACCGGACCUUCUUCCUGAGUUACAAACUGUCUGCCAGUGUUGUGAGGCUGUACUUCCUCCCGCUGCUCCAGCGGUGAUACCUACUGAGGGUGUUUCCGCCCUGGAACCAGAGCCAAAGCCUGAAAAGACACCUGAGUCUAAGCAGAUAACUGGAACCAAGAGAAAGCAAACCUUUAAAGAUGCCAGUGAACCGUCUGAAAAGAAGAUCCUGGGAGAUGGAACCAGAUCUCCCACCACCCCAGUUACCUGGAAGUCCAGCUCAAACGGGAUAGUUAUAAGUGAUCUCACAAUGGAGAUUGUACGCUAUCGUCUGAUUGGACCACAGUCCCAUUCAGUUCUGGUGGAAACUAUGGAAGCGGCUACAGACUGUGAUGGAAUGAAUACAUCCCAGCCCUCUUGCCUCUGGUGGCCUGAGCACUGCAAAAACGAGAGCAAGAUGAAUCUGCAUCAACAACAAGCCGAUGUCUUUCACCUGCUGAAAGGCGUCUAUUCGACUGGAGAGCUCCCCUCGGGCACAGUACUGGGUCUGACUGUUGAUGACCCCAGGCUGACUUUACCAACAAAGAAGGUUAAAGCUUUACCCUGUGUAAAGCAGGCACAAGAGGUGGAAGAGGAGAAGAGGAGGGAGCUGAUGUUGCGAGGAGCACCGGCACACUGCUGUCAGAGUUCCCUGUGGGAAAGCUCUGUCCGGGACAACGUCACGGUUAACAAGAUAUCCAACAAGCUGCUGAACCAUAUGAGGAGUGAGCUGCUGGUGCCGGGCUCCAGGCUGAGCCCCACUCCCCUGCAGGGCCGAGUCCCCAUCCUGCUGGUUCACCAGCCUGGCAAGCAGGUGGGGCAUGAAAUGACCUCCUGGGGUGCUGGAUGGGACCUGUUGCUUCCCAAAGGAUGGGGCAUGGCCUUCUGGGUCCCACUGGUGUACAGAGGCGUUCGCAUCGGGGGCCUGACCAUGAGUCUGAAACACUCUCAGAAUAAAGGAGCCGCACACUUCCCCCAUGAUUACCCAGACUGCCCUGCAGGCGCUCGCUUUCAGGAGGAGCAGGAGGCCCAGCUCCUGUACGAAUUCAAAAGGUAUCCGCCCGCCAAAAGGAACAAUUACAUUAAACACGGCUGUCUGGCCCCGUUCUGUUGCCCGUGGCAACAGCUGGCCGAGGAGUGGGAGCUCAUCUUGAGGGAAGGAGGAGAGGAGAGGGAAGAAGACCGACUGACCCAAACCUCCACGAAGGCUGACGCGGUGAUGGAGGUGGCGACGCCACGUGAAGACGUCACUGUAACAAAGCCUCCCAGCCGGGUCACUGUACUAAGGAACAAAAAGUCCCUGAGGCUGCUCUCUGGUUGGUGCAGACCCACAACAUCUAAAGGUCAAAGGGCACGCCGCAGCUGCGGGGUGUUGCCUCUCGACCGGGCGGCCAUGGCGCUGUUUCUCUCGGCACAUGGGAUGAGUCUGGUGUGGGUGCGCCUGUCGCUGCUGUCCAAGGGCAAACCAGAGCUCCACGCCAUGGUGUGCGUGCCGACCGCAGAGGACCUGAUGCUGUGCGGCGGCGGCCCCCAAGAGCCGCCGCACAGAGACCACUUCAAAAGUCCAUUUAGACGCCAAAAGAAGGGCUCCAAGGCGGCGGCUGCUGCCUCGUCUUUGUGUUCUGAUAAGAAGGAGGGCAAAGAGUCAGACCCUGCCCCCGCUUCUGAACCAAACUCCACCGCACCUGAAGGCCCCAAAUCCUCCCUGGCCCUCCCCAUGGGGCUGUGGCCGGACCCUCUGCCCAGCGUCACCGCUCACUGCUCCCGGGUGAUGCUCGGCUGGGUCACCCAGGGCGACUUCUCCCUGUCAUCAGGCCGCGGGGAGGCGCUGGGGUUGGUCAGCGUGGCAGGUCUCCUCAACACCCUCUUCAACCAGCCGGCGGAACGCAGAGGGACGUUGCUGCUGCGCAACCCCGCGUCCCUGCACUACCGCGUUGCUAAAGUCAACCUCGAGGUGUGAUUGAAACAUCUACGCCCUUCGCAGAACUUACAGGACAAACGGAAAUUGAAAUCAUAAGUUGCAUGAUGCUUUGUUCACCAAGUGAUCCCUGUGCCUUGAUGGUGCACUGAACCCUGAGUGGCAUGCAUGAGGCCUGGCUACAAGCUACCUGGUGGCGCUGUUGGAAAGAGCUUUCUUUUAGUCGUGUAUAAUUUACUCUGCAUGAGGCAUCCUCAUGGUUUCAGUUGGACACGGUUUGUUGUGUAUACAACUGGGUUCCCAAAACUAAUUACUUUAUGGCUAAUUUUACACUCCUUUAUGCCAGGAGUCAUUGUGUUGGCAUUCUUUUCUUUUGUUUCAUUAAGUCAAAUUUAAUGGGUGAGUUUGGGAAAAGUUUCUGUAUCAAACGCAACUGAAUUGAAAAUAGUUCGACCACAAGCUAAUAAAAAUACCCAUGCUGCACUUC